This is a messenger RNA of Colletotrichum orchidophilum, 1770 nucleotides long. RefSeq lists its product as uncharacterized. The coding region runs from base 1 to 1770 and encodes 589 amino acids. The transcript has a single exon. NCBI's taxonomy places the organism in Eukaryota, Fungi, Ascomycota, Sordariomycetes, Glomerellales, Glomerellaceae. The record is from RefSeq and is a predicted model, not a curated record.
AUGUGGCUCAUCGACACAGAAACCCUAAAACUGGGACAGUUCAUCGGAAGGAACAUACCUUCCUACGCAAUCCUCUCGCACACAUGGGCUGAAGAGGAGGUUUCCUUCCAGGAUAUUCAGGGCCAGUCCCCGGGGCGGCAACAACCCACUGCCAUCAACAAGAUCGGAUUUGCAAAAAUCCAACGUACCUGCGCGUUGGCCCGCCAACAGGGCCUACAGUAUGCCUGGAUCGACACUUGUUGCAUCGACAAGUCGAGCAGCGCCGAGCUCACAGAAGCGAUAAACUCAAUGUUCAAGUGGUACCAGCGCGCCAACGUCUGUUAUGUCUGGCUAUCUGACCUCAUUCCUUCCACCAACAUCUACAGUGACGACGGUGCCAGAGAGCUAGGUACAUGCCGCUGGUUCACACGUGGCUGGACACUGCAAGAACUCAUCGCUUCCAGGACAGUCCAGUUCUACGACCAAGAUUGGACCCUCGUCGGCAGCAAGAGCGGCCUCCUCCGGCAGCUUCAUGCUGUUACAGCCAUCGACAUCGACGUCCUCGGCGGUGACGAGCGCGCACUGACGUACACAACUGUCGCGGAGAAGAUGUCCUGGGCUGCGGGACGGGACACUACCCGCAUCGAGGACGCCGCGUAUUGCCUGAUGGGCAUCUUUGACAUCAACAUGCCCCUCUUUUACGGCGAGGAGGAAAAGGCGUUUCAGAGGCUCCAGAACGAGAUCCUAGCGAAGAGCAACGACGUGACGAUCUUUGCUUGGGAGAGGGGCGAGCAUAGACCGCCCCCGACGCAGUCGUUCCGUGACACCGAGGGCCAGAGGGUUCUCAGCGGUCUUCUUGCCGAGUCCGCCGACGAUUUUGGCAUCCACCGUCACCAGGGGAGGAUUGACCCGACGUCUGGCAGGCGGCCGACGCUCCAGGUCACGAAGAGUAGCAUUAAACUCUUCACCGAGCUCACCUGGGAAGAAGUGCCCGAGACCGGCGGCCGCCGCUAUUACAUAUACUGCGGAUCCCGUGAUCAGGGUGAAGACAUCAUCAUUGUCCGUCUCGUCAAAGUCGUGGGUGGCUCCUUUGUCCGGGAGAACAUGGACCAACGUGCCCCGAUCCCCAAUCUCCGCUGGGACAGGUUCCGCCGCCGGGAGCUGAAUUUGCUGGUCAAGUUCUCACCCUACCCAAUCCGCCUCUUUAGUCACAACGUAGGGUUCCGAACCAGGUUGAAGUUUCGGUGCCCCGAGAAUAUGAGUGUAGCAGAGGCCUCACCCUGGUCGAAGUGGAACGAUGAGGGAUGCGAGUUUGUGGCGCACCCCAGGGCUUUCUGCGGAUCGGUCCUCUUCCAUAUUAGGUGGCUCUUACCCUUCUCUGUAGGCCUCCAGAGGAGCCACAGUACAGACUAUGUCUUCAUUUUUGACUCUAAUUUGCCUAAUCGUACCGGUCUCAGCCCUUUUCUGAUGAGGGGCACCCUCCUCGAGAGAUACGGGGUAUUCCAGACAAAGGUGGAUUAUAUCAACUCCUACUUGGAUUCCCAGAGGCCUGGCUCCUCGGUCUUUGACGAUGUUGUCACGCGAGUAGGCCUGCCUAUGGCAGACAAGGCUGUCAUUAAUUUGCCAUCACCGAACCCGUCUGCGUUGUUAUCGUUCAGUUGGACACAUAAAUCCGUAACAUCUGGCGCUCGAACAGAAGAGUGGGAAGUCGCAUUUGACAUCAAUUGGAUGGGGGACAGAGCAGCGUCUUCCCAGGAAAAUAUAAUCGAUGGCGAGAAUACGACAUCUUAA